Messenger RNA from Gopherus evgoodei (Goodes thornscrub tortoise), 4849 nucleotides. RefSeq names its product cleavage stimulation factor subunit 3 (gene CSTF3). Gene Ontology annotation, molecular function: protein binding; mRNA binding. The coding region runs from base 210 to 2366 and encodes 718 amino acids. The record is from RefSeq and is a predicted model, not a curated record. NCBI's taxonomy places the organism in Eukaryota, Metazoa, Chordata, Testudines, Testudinidae. Gene Ontology annotation, biological process: mRNA 3'-end processing. The transcript has 21 exons. Gene Ontology annotation, cellular component: nucleus.
GCGCGGGGCCGCUCCUCCCCCCCGCCCCUCGUGAAAGCCGAUCGGGGGCGGCCGGGCGGCCAUUUUGUUCUCUGGACCCUGGGUCGCUGGAAUUGGCGGCGGCGGCCGUGUGGCUGGCGGGACCCUGGGAGCCGCCGCAGCGCUGGCCGCUUUUUAAAGGGUUUUAAUCUGUGUCAGGGGGCCGCUGCGUGGCCCUGUUUUAACCCGCCAUGUCCGCAGAGGGAGCCGCUGGCGACCAGGCUGCUGAAUAUGUUCCAGAAAAAGUGAAGAAGGCUGAAAAGAAAUUAGAAGAGAAUCCAUAUGACCUUGACGCUUGGAGCAUUCUCAUUCGAGAGGCACAGAAUCAGCCUAUAGACAAAGCACGGAAGACCUAUGAACGCCUUGUUGCCCAGUUCCCCAGUUCUGGCAGAUUCUGGAAACUGUACAUUGAAGCAGAGAUUAAAGCAAAAAAUUACGACAAAGUAGAAAAGUUGUUUCAGAGAUGCCUUAUGAAAGUGCUACACAUUGAUUUAUGGAAGUGUUACCUUUCAUAUGUACGUGAAACCAAGGGAAAGCUACCCAGUUACAAAGAAAAAAUGGCUCAGGCAUAUGACUUUGCUCUGGAUAAAAUCGGCAUGGAAAUCAUGUCAUACCAGAUCUGGGUGGAUUACAUCAAUUUUUUGAAAGGCGUAGAGGCAGUUGGAUCUUAUGCAGAAAACCAGAGGAUAACAGCUGUUCGUAGGGUUUACCAGCGAGGUUGCGUGAACCCAAUGAUCAACAUUGAACAACUCUGGAGAGAUUAUAACAAAUAUGAAGAGGGAAUCAAUAUUCACUUAGCUAAAAAAAUGAUUGAAGAUCGGAGUAGAGAUUAUAUGAAUGCUAGACGUGUGGCCAAGGAAUAUGAGACUGUAAUGAAAGGUCUGGAUCGCAAUGCUCCCUCCGUCCCCCCACAGAAUACUCCCCAAGAGGCUCAGCAGGUCGACAUGUGGAAGAAAUAUAUCCAGUGGGAAAAAAGUAAUCCACUGCGCACAGAAGACCAAACUCUCAUAACAAAAAGAGUUAUGUUUGCUUAUGAGCAGUGCCUGUUGGUCCUCGGGCAUCAUCCAGAUAUCUGGUACGAGGCUGCACAGUAUCUUGAGCAAUCCAGUAAGCUGCUAGCUGAGAAAGGGGACAUGAACAAUGCUAAACUGUUCAGUGAUGAGGCUGCUAAUAUUUAUGAAAGAGCGAUCAGCACUUUACUAAAGAAGAACAUGCUUCUGUACUUUGCAUAUGCAGACUAUGAAGAGAGUCGAAUGAAGUAUGAGAAGGUGCACAGCAUAUAUAACCGGCUCUUGGCUAUUGAAGAUAUUGAUCCCACAUUGGUAUAUAUACAAUAUAUGAAAUUUGCAAGACGGGCAGAAGGCAUCAAAUCUGGAAGAAUGAUAUUUAAGAAAGCGAGAGAGGAUGCCCGGACCCGCCAUCAUGUCUAUGUUACGGCAGCUUUGAUGGAGUAUUACUGUAGUAAGGACAAGUCAGUGGCCUUCAAGAUUUUUGAGUUGGGGCUGAAGAAAUAUGGAGACAUUCCAGAAUAUGUACUGGCAUACAUUGACUAUCUGUCUCACCUUAAUGAGGACAAUAAUACAAGAGUUUUGUUUGAACGUGUUUUAACCUCAGGAAGCCUCCCACCAGAGAAAUCUGGAGAAAUCUGGGCCCGAUUUUUAGCUUUUGAAAGUAACAUUGGUGAUCUAGCUAGUAUACUUAAAGUGGAAAAACGGAGGUUUACAGCCUUCAAAGAAGAAUACGAGGGUAAAGAGACAGCUCUGCUGGUAGAUAGGUACAAGUUCAUGGAUUUGUACCCUUGCUCUGCAAGUGAACUUAAAGCUCUUGGUUACAAGGAUGUCUCACGUGCCAAGUUAGCAGCCAUUAUUCCAGACCCUGUGGUGGCUCCUUCUAUAGCGCCUGUUCUAAAAGACGAAGUGGACAGAAAACCUGAAUACCCAAAACCAGACACACAGCAGAUGAUUCCAUUUCAGCCAAGACAUUUAGCACCUCCAGGUUUGCAUCCUGUGCCAGGCGGUGUAUUUCCAGUCCCACCAGCUGCUGUAGUUUUAAUGAAGCUCCUCCCACCUCCUGUGUGUUUUCAGGGCCCUUUUGUGCAAGUGGAUGAACUCAUGGAGAUUUUUCGAAGAUGCAAAAUGCCAGAAACUGUUGAUGAAGCUGUAAGAAUAAUUACCGGAGGUCUGCCUGAAUUAACUGUGGAAGGCAAUGGACCUGUGGAAAAUAAUACUCUGUUCAAUAAAGCUGUCAAGAGACCAAAUGAAGAUUCUGAUGAUGAAGAGGAGAAGGGAUCAGUGGUUCCUCCUGUACAUGACAUAUACAGAGCACGACAGCAAAAGAGAAUCCGAUGAAACAGGUUCCAAAUCGGACUGUGAAAGACUUGUAUUAAGAGAUUUUUUUGCCUCUUAUGUCAAAUGUUUAAAAAGGGACAACCAUUUUUAACAAACAUCUCGACAAUGAGGUUUUGUUACUGUGGUGCCUCUUUAUACUGUAUGGUUCUUGAUCAGCAGUCUUAGAAAGUGCUCUAAACAAAAUUAGGUUUUCAAAAACAAUAGCACAAAAUGUCUGAAUUGCAUUUUGUUCCUCUUCAAGUGUGUUUACAUCUACCACUUGAAGUCUUGUGGGGCUUUCAACAGUUUUAUUUUAAAAACUGGAUGGCUUAUAAUUGUGAAGCAUUUUUAAUUCACAGUUCCUGGAAAACAGUUGUUCUCAGUUUGCUCAUGUAGUGUCCUGCCUUAUUGUUUGUUUUUAUUUAUGGCAGAAUGUAUGGAAUCUGUUUUGUAGUUUUAAAAUGGAAAAAACAUUCCAUUUAAAAUAAAAAGAUAUCAAAAACUUCAUGUCUCAUUCAGAUUGUAUGUAUACACUCUUAAAUCAACCAAACAAAGCAGCCUCAAAAGAGAAAUUUUCUGGUUUCAGAGUUCUGGCCCCUCCCCAAAGUGUUGGAAGAUAAUUUGUUUCCUCAUUCCAAAGCAAAACUGAAAAGAACUGACAACACACCAAGAUAAGUUAUCAGAUGCACACUUUGUAUACUGAAAUUUCAAUAAGUACUGUUAGUCCUGCAUUAAUUUUAUCCACUGUUACCAUCUUUAGUUUACAGGCAAAAACAAGCUCAAACGACUGCAGUGGUUUUAAAAAAAAUCUUUAAGUUAAUGGUACAUCUCUCUUAGAUUGCAUUUAAACUUGCACCUUAAUAGAGUGGUUUUUUUUUCUCCCCUCCAGAUUAUACAGGCUCUUACUACAUAAGACAAACUUAAAUUCUGACCACUCAUGUGGAUAGCUGUAGUGUAGUGGUGCCAGUGAGAUUUGAAGAGGUGGACAUAUUCAGCCAGUAAAGUAUAUGCUUCACAGUGUUUACGUUGAAUUUGCAAUAGGAAUUGCUUAGUAACCUGUAGGACCAUACUUUCAUUUAACGGGAAACAAGGUGAAGCGUGGAGGGGGAUAUUUACAGAGGUAGGCCCUCAUCUGUUUGGCACAGAACCCUAAAAUGGAGAGCAAGUGUGGCUGCAUGAAGCAGCACACAGAAGCUGAAUCAGGUUCCAGUUGCUGGCCUGAGAGCUUACAUUGCCACACUUAUCUGAAUUUAUUUUUUGAAGGGACUUUAUCAGAAGAAUAUUUUUCAGUUUAGCUUGUCACCAAACAAUUAGAACACCUGGGAAAAGUAACUGAAAUGUGACAUAUAGGAACAUUUAAAAAGCACACACUUAAAAUUUAGUAGUAGGUAACAAAUGCCCAAAAUAAACAUUCCAACACAGCAGCAACUUACACUAUCUACAAGACUGAUAAAGCCCAAACAUGGAGUCAUUGGCUCUCUGCUAGUACAUCACCCCAACCUUGACCAAUGUGCCUGCUGCCCAGAUUAACUUUAAAAAAAAAAAAUUAAUAAAGCUUUAGGAAUAAAACUCAAUAUUGAGAAAGAUAGGACUGACUUACACCCGUGCAUGGUGCUCAUGUGGUCAGUACAGUGUGUUGAACAGUAAGCAGGAGCUGGCACUCAUGGACAUCUAGACUUUGCAGCUUUUGUCUAAAUGGGGGUGAUCUACAUUAAGCAAGUACACAUUUAUCCCACAAUUCAGUAGCUGACCAUUACUUAUCCAUACAACGAAUCACCCAUCCUGACAUUGUACUUAUCACAGCAUUUACUCAAUCGAUGCUAAGCUUAUGCAGUCUCUGCUCAUGAGAAACUGUUUCAGUAUACUCGUUUUAGUAUUAAGCAUGUAAGUUGGUUUGUAAGCGAUCAGUGAUAAAUGUAGAAAGAAAACCAAAAACAGAACUGAUUCUGUAUAUUUUUAAACAAAGCUGGUAGGGGAACCACUGGAGGUACUAAAAUGUAAACCUGGAACUGUGCAAGAUUUUUCAAACAGUGCUAUAGCACAACAUAAAUAAGAAAGCUCAGCCAUAUGGGGCUGAGAGCAAGUUGUGUCAGUCACCACUCCUCUGCUACUGGUAUGCUUAUGCCUCACUUAGAAACCUACUCUAAGAUUUUCAGAUCUGGGUGGUUAAGUCCAUAUUUAAACAUCUGAUUAAGUAGUUUUAUUUUCAGGAGGGCUGAGCACACAAGAACCCGGUUUGAAAAUUUUAGCCUUAAUCCUCAAUUUCACAUUAUAUCAGCUCAUGACUCCUACUUCUCAUUUUGGCAUCAAUUUCUGUCUUGUUCCUACCUUGAAAUACUCACUCAACAGGUUUCAGGGUACAGUAGUCAGAAGUUUAGGAGCUUUCACUGAACAACUUGAAUCUACAAAACUGGGCUAGAAAUUACACUAGGAACUGUGCCGAUGGCCUGAGGAGAACCAGGAUGUACAGAGGAGUGUGAAAAUGAAAAAAAAAAAUCCAUUUU